GUGCAGCGGAAGUACUGCGUCAUUCCAACAUGGCGUCGCACUGAGCUUGUGGAUCAGAAACUGAACUGUUAGUCGGUCAGCUGCACGCAGUUCGCUUCGAGACUCUCCACUGCAAUUCAAAAAUGUUCACACAGGAGAUAAGGUAAAGAUCCUGAAACGUCACUACAAGCCAGAGGGAGCCCGGCAGCGUCCAGAAGAAGAACUUUGAAGACACCUCUGACGUCGCUUUGCAUUUUCCAGCAGUGAUGUCACGGACAGAUGUUGCGGACACCACACCCUUCUUCUCAGAUUAUAAUGAGGAGGAGGUGCCGGCUGAAAAUGGGGUGGGUUCACCUCAGCCCGAGGAGGAGGAGCCUGCCAGUGGAGUGUCUGAUAAGAGAGCUACAUUGACUGUGAUUGUACUCUGCUACAUCAACCUGCUGAACUAUAUGGACAGAUUCACUGUGGCAGGUGUACUUCCAGACAUUGAGCGUUUCUUCGGCAUUAGUGAUGGAAAAUCAGGGCUACUUCAGACAGUCUUCAUCUGCAGCUACAUGUUCUUGGCUCCUGUGUUUGGAUACCUGGGUGACAGGUACAACAGGAAGUUGAUCAUGAGUGUUGGUAUUUUCUUCUGGUGUCUAGUGACACUUGCCAGCUCCUUCAUUGACAAAGAACAUUUCUGGGCGUUGUUGUUGACUCGAGGGCUAGUGGGUGUUGGAGAGGCCAGUUACUCCACCAUUGCUCCCACCAUCAUCGCUGAUCUGUUUGUCAAAGAGAAGAGGACCAACAUGCUGUCCUUGUUCUACUUUGCAAUCCCAGUGGGAAGUGGUCUGGGUUAUAUUGUGGGCUCAAAAGUGGAUGAAAUGGCUGGGGAUUGGCACUGGGCUCUUCGGGUGACCCCUGGUCUGGGGCUGUUGGCCGUGAUCCUCUUGUUGUUUGUGGUUCAGGAACCGAAGCGCGGUGCUAUCGAAGCUCGCCCGGAGCACACGCUGCACAGAACCAGUUGGCUUGUGGACAUGAAAGCACUCUGCAGGAAUCCAAGUUUUAUUUUGUCCACGUUUGGCUUCACUGCUGUGGCCUUUGUGACAGGAUCACUGGCCCUGUGGGCCCCUGCCUUUUUAUUCAGAGCAGGCGUCUUCAUAGGAGAGAAGCAGCCGUGUUUAAAAAUCCCCUGUGACAACUCUGACAGUCUGAUAUUUGGCGGCAUCACAGUUGUGUCGGGCAUCCUGGGCGUAGCGAGUGGAGUGCAAGCCAGCAAGAAGCUGAGGACGAGAACCCCUCGAGCUGAUCCACUAGUCUGUGCUGCAGGACUCCUCCUCUCUGCUCCCUUUCUCUAUCUGUCCAUCAUGUUUGCCCAGGCUAGCACUGCAGCCACUUAUGUCUUUAUUUUCCUGGGUGAGACAUUCCUGUCUAUGAAUUGGGCCAUUGUUGCAGAUAUCCUACUGUAUGUUGUGAUCCCUACACGUCGCUCCACCGCAGAAGCGUUUCAGAUUGUACUCUCGCACUUGCUGGGCGACGCUAUUAGCCCUUACCUCAUAGGAGUGGUGUCAGACUCGAUAAAGGAGUCGGACUCAUACAUGUGGGAGUUUCGUUCACUUCAGAUGUCACUCCUGCUGUGCUCCUUCGUGGCUGUGGGGGGCGGAGCUUUCUUCCUUGCUACGGCCCUCUUCAUUGAGAAAGACCGAGAACUGGCUGAGAACUACGUCCCCUCUGAUGACGCACCAAUUGUUGUUCCUAAGAGAGGCAGGUCCACUAAAGUGUCAGUGUCAAGUGUUUUAAUUUGAGAUGAUGCAAGAAUUUGGAUGCUUUUCAACAUGGGGAACAACAUUCUGAUUGGCUUUGGCAGACAGAGCCAGUGCCAUCAGUAGCCAAUCCUGGAGCAGUGUCAAACAUGGAAUCACUGAUUGGACAAUCUCCACAAUAUGGAGUUUUAUAGUAAUUUAUUAUGCUCAUAUUUUUUGUUUUUGUCUUUAACGCCAAUAUUGAUUUUGGGAACAUUAUGAACUAACAAAAAAUCAGGAACAUCGUACUUGGAAGUCAUGUGUGCCAUCAACCAUUCUGCCUUUCACCCGGAGAAGUCCUGUGGGAGGAGACAGAGGCACACAUGGGACAUGGAAAGAAGAGGUUAUAUUCUUCACCUUUAAUUAAAACUCAUCUAGCUGCGGUUUACAUUUCGAGUGUAAAGUACCUUUUUUAUUGGAGGGGAC
Messenger RNA from Rhinichthys klamathensis goyatoka, 2186 nucleotides. It is a transcript of the gene spns1, whose product is annotated as SPNS lysolipid transporter 1, lysophospholipid. The transcript has 13 exons. Gene Ontology annotation, cellular component: membrane. Gene Ontology annotation, molecular function: transmembrane transporter activity. The record is from RefSeq and is a predicted model, not a curated record. Gene Ontology annotation, biological process: transmembrane transport. Bases 246 to 1763 code for a protein of 505 amino acids. Lineage: Eukaryota; Metazoa; Chordata; Actinopteri; Cypriniformes; Leuciscidae.